Acanthopagrus latus (yellowfin seabream) is the source of this 3076-nucleotide messenger RNA. RefSeq names its product RCC1 and BTB domain-containing protein 1-like. Bases 273 to 1868 code for a protein of 531 amino acids. Lineage: Eukaryota; Metazoa; Chordata; Actinopteri; Spariformes; Sparidae. Gene Ontology annotation, molecular function: protein binding. The record is from RefSeq and is a predicted model, not a curated record. The transcript is spliced from 12 exons.
CCGGGAAUAACCGUCACAGCAGUGAGCGCGCGGCAGCAGCUCUGGCAGAAAGUGAAAAUAAACAUCGACAGACCUCCGUCCACCGACCCGUGUGGCAGGUGAAACUGUCAGCCUGAGCCGCUCACGGCACUCCAGACUGUCCCAUUCUACAGAAAUCACAACACUGGCAUCUUCACCUGCCCACGCCCUCUCCCUGUCUCCUGCCAUGCCUUUGGACUGAGGUCCAUCCCUCCCACCCGCUGCUCUCACCACAGACUCGCAGCAAGUGCAUCAUGGUGGAUGUAACCAAAUGGCCCCUUUUCAGCCUGAUGGGGCCCCAGGAGCUCUCCGCGAUACGGAAAGCAUGCGUGUUUGGGAUGUCUGCUAAUGAGGCCAUCUACAUUACCAAUGAUGAUGAGGUGUAUGUGUUUGGGCUGAACUGCAGUAACUGCCUGGGCACCGGGGACAGCCUGAGCACUAUCGUGCCCAAGAAGGUGGACUUCUUGAGUGGGAGGAAGGUGGUCAGCCUGAGCUACGGCAGUGGACCCCACAUCCUGCUGGCCACAGAGGAUGGAGAACUGUUUGCCUGGGGCCAUAAUGGUUACAGCCAACUGGGAAACGGGACAACCAACCAAGGAGUAGCUCCAGUGCUCGUGUCUGCCAGCCUGCUCAAUAAGAAGGUCACAGAGGUGGCCUGUGGUUCUCACCACUCAAUGGCUCUUACGGACUCAGGAGAAGUGUAUGCGUGGGGCUACAACAACUGUGGUCAGGUGGGCUCAGGCUCCACAGCGAACCAGCCCACACCACGCAGAGUGUCCAGCUGCCUGCAGAACAAAGUGGCUGUCAGUAUCACCUGUGGUCAGACCUCAUCUCUGGCAGUAGUGGACAAUGGAGAGGUGUACGGUUGGGGCUACAAUGGGAACGGACAACUCGGACUUGGAAAUAAUGGGAACCAGCUCACUCCCUGUCGCCUCGCAGCUCUGCAGGGAUUUUGUGUGCAGCAGAUUGUGUCAGGCUAUGCCCACUCGCUGGCACUUACAGAUGAGGGCUUGCUUUAUGCUUGGGGCGCCAACACAUAUGGACAACUGGGCACUGGCAACAAGAGCAACCAGCUGAGCCCAGUUCAGAUCAUGACUGAGAAAGAGAGGAUUGUGGAAAUCGCCGCCUGUCACUCCACACACACAUCGGCUGCUAAGACCCAGAGUGGUCAGGUGUACAUGUGGGGCCAGUGCAGGGGCCAGUCGAUAGUGCUGCCUCACCUCACACACUUUACCUGCACCGACGAUGUCUUUGCAUGCUUUGCCACCCCGUCAGUGAUGUGGAGGCUUCUUUCCAUGGAGCACGAUGACUUCUUGACCGUGGCUCAGUCUCUGAAGAAGGAGUUUGACAACCCAGAGACAGCUGACCUCAAGUUCUGCGUCGACAGCAAAUAUAUCUACGUCCACAAAGCAGUUCUCAAAAUCAGGUGUGAACACUUCAGAUCCAUGUUCCAGUCCCACUGGAACGAGGACAUGAAGGAGGUGAUCGAGAUUGACCAGUUCUCCUACCCAGUGUACCGCUCCUUCCUAGAGUUCCUGUACACAGACAAUGUGGAGCUGCCUCCUGAGGAUGCUAUUGGCCUGCUGGACCUGGCCACUUCGUACUGUGAGAACCGCCUCAAGCGUCUGUGUCAGCACAUUAUAAAGAGGGGGAUCACAGUUGAAAACGCCUUCUCCCUGCUGUCUGCGGCUGUGCGCUAUGACGCAGAGGACCUGGAAGAGUUCUGCUUUAAGUUCUGUGUUAAUCACCUGACUGAGGUGACCCAGACCGCCGCUUUCUGGCAGAUUGACGGCAACAUGCUCAAAGAUUUCAUAUGUCGAGCCAGCCGCUAUGGUGCCUUCAAAAACUGACCUUGACCCUUGAUGAAUACAGAUACAGAUGCAGAGACUGCUGUGGCAGCUCCGGGAGUGACUUCUUAAAGGACUUCAUCACUCUUGGUCACCUCCACGUACCGUCUCUGACAGGUGGUUACACCCAGGGAAUCUUCAGAUCAUCUCCAUCACUGUCACACCUGUAAAGUCAUCUCAUUACAGAUUAGAACCAGUGCGUUCAUAGCCUGAGCUGUCCAUAGCUAAAGUACAAGUCUAAGGCUGACAGGAGGCAGCGCCACUUCAGUCCAGUGACAGCAGCUGUUUGCCGCAGCACCUGACUUCCUGUUCAUUCACACAUGCUGUGUAAAACAGGGUCUGAAAUGCAGUGAGAGUUGUUCAUUCUGCUAACUUGAAAGAUUCUUGCCAGUUGCCUGAUAUCACUUUACUUUUUCUAUUAUUCUGUUUAAUUGACCAAGUUGCUUCUUUAUUAUUUGCACUUUUUGGAAUAUGAUUUUAUUCCUCUUUACUAGAUCUCACAGUUUGGAUGUGCCAUCUGGAAUCAUCGUUUUCUGGUUGAGCUAUGAGGCUGUUUGCACUUGUUCUAUCCUGACACAUACAAGAACUAUUAAGACAAAAGAAUGACAUAUAAAGAUGUAUUAAAGCCAUUAUUAAGUCUGCUGAGGUUAUACUCCAGUCUUAGUGGCUUCCACCGCUGCAAUGUUGUGAGAGAUCUAAAGGAGGAGAAAUCAGGUUGCUGGUCUUAGAUUCAGUCUUAAACCACAACAGAUGUGAAAAUGCUACAUUUGUGGAUUCAAAUGGGUGGAAAGUAUUAUUUAAUGCAGCAUCAAUUCCACAACAUCAAGAAGCUUCUUAAGUUUGUUAUUUUUACCACACAAAACACUUCAGUUGGUUUUAAGAGGCAGUUAAACGUGCCUGUACGAGGCCAUUAAAAAAUGGGUUUACAGUGAGGCAUGUUACUCAGAAGGGCCUGAACACCUUAACAUCCACAUGAAGUAUCUACUGUAGCAAGUUGAAAACCAUAUUUUACAGUAUUAUCAUUUUUUUUAAAGUUGUUAAGUGACAUCUGCACUACUGCUGUAUUUUGAAGAACGUGUAUGCUAAUUCCUAUGCAGUACCUUUCUACUUUAAAAUCAAUAAUUAUGUCUGAUUGGUUGAUGAUCAUGUGCCAGUAAAUUUUGUGACCUUUGCAAGCAAAUUAAUAAAAAGACUGAGUUUUCUGUCAAGUA